Molecule: messenger RNA, 1008 nt
Organism: Emericellopsis cladophorae
Lineage: Eukaryota; Fungi; Ascomycota; Sordariomycetes; Hypocreales; Bionectriaceae
Product: glycosyltransferase family 32
Exons: 1
Coding region: 1-1008 (335 amino acids)
Biological process (GO): mannosyl-inositol phosphorylceramide biosynthetic process
Molecular function (GO): mannosyltransferase activity
Source: RefSeq, a predicted model, not a curated record
AUGCGCGCCCGGCCCCUGGCUCUUUUCCUGGGGACAGGCUGCUUCUGCAUCAUAGCCCUGGCUCUACGCCAUCACAUCUUCCAAGUCGCCGAGGUUGCGCGCACCUAUGCUACAUUCCACCGCCUCGUCGAGAAGCACCCCGAGCUCCUCUACCGAUACCCUGAGCCCGCCGAGGGCCCGGAGCGCGUACCGAAGCGAAUCCACCACAUCGCCCUGGGCGGGGGGACCCAGGUCUCCGAGCACGACGAGGCGAUACGGAGCUGCCGCGAGCCUCAUCCUACGUGGGAGCACCACGUCUGGACCGACGACAAGGCCGUCGAGUUCCUCCAGGAGCAUUACCCAGACAUCCUCCCUCACUACACUGGGUACGCCCAGAACAUACAGCGAGCCAACGUCCUGCGAUAUGCCCUGCUUCACAAGCUCGGCGGUGUCUACCUCGACCUCGACGUGUCGUGUCACGUCGCCCUCGACUCGACGCCCAUCGUCAGGCUGCCCCUGGUGACCCCGGGGGCGUACCCCGCCGGCGUGAACAACGCCUUCAUCGCCGCGCAGCCCCGUCACCCCUUCCUGGCCCGGGUCCUCGACCAGGUGCCCCACCACGACAUGUUCUGGGGCGUCCCGAUGCGCAUCCCCUACGUGGAGAACAUGAUGAGCACCGGCUGCAUGUUCUUCACGAACCGGUGGAUGUCGCAUGUCCGCGACCUGUUGGCCGGGCGGCAGGACCAGCCCGUGUACGUCCUGGCCGACGCCGAGGGCCGCAUGGAGCCUCACAUGCUGCGCGGGAGGGUCACGACGCCCCUCUUCACCCACGGCGGGGCGAGCAGCUGGCACGGCUGGGACGCAGCCUUGAUCCUCGUCAUUGGCAAGCACUACCUCGUCUUUGGGGCUCUGCUCUGCGCGACCGUGGUCGGAACAGGCCUCGCGGCAGUCCACUUGUGCAAGGCCUCCCGCAGACGAUCAUGGUUCCGUCGGAGGAGCUGGACAGCCGGUUUGGCAAAGGGGGCGUAG